CAAGCCCCGCGCAAGUCAAGCCAAGUCAAAAUACGCGAACCCCAGAAGUGGGGAAGUGGCGCAGUCUCAGUGCGGCUCCCAAUAAGCGGUCAAAAUCAGAUGAGUCUCCGUCGGUGUAAUUCGGUAUCGGUAAAGCUCUGAGCCAGUUGAAAAUUCACUCUGAACAAACUGUCCCGUGCCCGUGAUUGUCGCGUCGCCCCGGUGGAAGCCCCACUGUCGAUCCCGCCUCCGUUCGGUGGUUGUUGUCACCGCACGCUCCAGCUCCAGUUCAAUAACACUGCAGACGAGCUCUUUGUGCCGUUAGGUGUCUUCGAGUGUGUGUCGGUUGUAAAAUGCUAGGUUAGGGUCUGGCGAAGUCGGCCAGAGUGUGGUGUCUCAGACGAUUUGUUCGAUGGUGAAAUCUGUGGAUUAUGCGCUGCUGAUGGAAUACGACUGUUGGUGCAUUGCCCUGUCGACAAACGCACAGGUUGUGCGGUUUCGGGAUACUUCACCUCAACUAUAAUGUCGGGGAGUCAUAUGAAUAGCGAGCAGGAGCACAAGUCGCCAAGGGAAAGCGGCGAGGACUCGGAAGACGAAAGCGAAAUCCUGGAGGAGAGCCCCUGCGGCAGAUGGCUUAAGCGGCGAGAGGAGGUGGAACAAAGAGAUGUGCCUGGAAUCGACUGCGCCUAUCUGGCCAUGGACACAGAAGAAGGAGUCGAAGUCGUAUGGAACGAAGUCCAGUUUUCGGAACGUAAAAAUUUUAAGAACCAAGAGGAAAAAAUCCAACUCAUUUUUGAAAAUCUCACGCAACUCGAGCACCCUAACAUUGUCAAAUUCCAUCGGUAUUGGACCGAUACACACAACGACAAGCCUCGAGUCAUAUUCAUUACGGAAUACAUGUCCUCAGGUUCCUUGAAACAGUUCCUCAAGCGUACGAAACGCAACGUGAGAAGGCUGCCACUCCCUGCGUGGAGGAGAUGGUGUACACAGAUCCUCUCCGCUUUAAGUUACUUGCAUUCCUGUUCUCCGCCAAUCAUCCACGGCAAUCUGACCUGUGAUACCAUAUUUAUACAGCACAAUGGCCUCGUCAAGAUCGGAUCAGUGGCUCCUGAUUCCAUAAACCAUCACGUUAAAACAUGCCAGGACGAUUUCAAAAAUAUGCAUUUCAUUGCACCAGAACAUCCUAGCACAAUGGGCCCCCCGAUGGACAUCUACUCGUUCGGCAUGUGCGCGCUGGAAAUGGCCGCUCUCGAAAUCGUGGGCAACGGCGACUCCGGCAACAAAGUAACGGAGGAGAACAUCAAGAAAACGAUCGAUUCGCUCGAGGACGAGCAGCAGAAGGAUUUCAUCAAGAAGUGUCUCCAGAAGAGCCCCAACGACCGGCCGACAGCCAAGGAGCUCCUCUUCCACCCCCUCCUGUUCGAAGUGCACAGUCUUAAGCUCCUGGCGGCCCAUUGUUUGGUCAAGAGAUCUGCAAACAUAUCUGAAACGAUAACAGAUGAGUUGAUGCAGAGGUGGUACGGGCCUGAUAUGAUCGUGGCCGAGAUCCGGCGCAAGAAUGGACCCCCGGUUCAGAUGAAAAUGUCCGACGUUCCCGUGACGGAGAAGUUGGAGAAGUUCGUCGAGGACGUGAAAAACGGCAUUUAUCCUUUAACGGCCUUCGGUGCUAAGCAACCCCCUCCAGCCCGAUCGAGGGCGAUAUCACCGGAAAUGGCGGAAUCGGUCAAGUCCGUCACGCCGGAACCGAUGGAUGUAGAAAAUAGGAAAAUUGUCAAUAUGAUGUGCGACAUCAAACCCAAAGAAGAGAGCUGUGAUUUAUUGUUGACGAUUGUACUCCGUAUGGACGAUAAAAUGAAUCGCCAUUUGACUAGUUGUAUUACGCAAACGGAUUCUCCGAAAGCUUUAGCUCAAGAGUUGGUACAUUAUGGUUUCAUAAAUGAAGACGAUCGAGACAAGAUUGCCACCCUUAUAGGAGAGACGUUAAAGGACUGUUGUUCCGGCCGUAGUAGUCCGAGUCGAAUUUUUCAGCCCUUAUCGCAUCUGCCCCCUCCUACCCAACCGGCGGCGGCCUUGGUGAAUGCAACGUUACCGUUGGCGGCGACGGCGGUGGUCAAUUCCACACCUACUCAAGUGCCCAUGCACUCCACUAGUUAGUAAAACAUAGAUACUGCCAAUGCACUUUCGUAUUUCUAAGAUGUCAAAGUAAACGUUAUUUAUCAUAAACACAGUGUCUGGACUAACUAGACUAUCGUGGAAAAAAUGCAGGGAGUUAAUAAUAAAAAUCGGGAUUCCGAUCAGUCGUUAUCGGCGUCCAGAUGCGUGAUAAACCGUAGAUAAGCUUACUAGGCCGCCUGCAUUUUUCCGAGCUAGGUUCAUGCCUUAUUUGGGUUAGUCUACGUCAUGGUAGAGUUAGAAAGAAGAAGACUGUAAAAUGCUGGACAUUACACUAGUCAUGUGACCACGUGUUAAUCUGUGAUCAGAGCUUCAAUGACAUAAACGCUGGACUGUUUAAUCAUAGAUUUCAUAUUGUAUGUGAUCUGUUUAUGAUAAUUUUGUAACUCCUAGGCCGCGUCGCAAGAAUCUGUUGAAUCGUUUCGUUUCGUUUCUGUCAAUACUCGUCGCAAAUGCAUUAUUGUUUGCCCCUUGAGACUGAUGAUGUACUAAUUAAGGAGAAAUUGUGAAUAGUGGUAGUCGUGCAGGACAGGACCAAUGUGGAAGGUUAGUGUCGUUGGGAACUAGCAUUUACGUCAGCUUUUGUUUCGUCAACGAAUUUUUUCGGGCCUAAAUUCUGUUGUUUGCGACUGACGUGAAUGGCGAGUUGGGUCAGUGGAGGGAUUGUAAAUAGGGUAAUUCUAACAAGUGUAUGAAAUUGUAGAUAUUGGAUUUUUUAUUGAGGAAAUUAGAGUAAGGAUUAUUUAUUUCUGUUAGAGGUCCCGUGUGAUAAUUCGCUCAAAGUUCUGGAUGAUGGCUAACCUGUGUAGGUUGAUAGUCGGUUCGCUUGCCCAUCCGAUUCCAGUACAGCCGCAGCAGUCUUUCCGUUAACUAAACCAAUGUUCACACUCACAGCUUCUUCACCGUAACCUCUUGAGAAACACAUUCAGAUUACUGUUCUUCCCUAGAGACCGAACACACGUGCAGAGUUUUUAUUUGUGGACAUCCAUACGUAUUUCGCUGUUAGUGAUAUUAUAGACUAUGAUUUUUUAUACUUAUUUAUUUCUCAUUUGUUACCCAUACCCAUCGGUUCGCAUUGCCAUCAUGAAUUAGCUUGUUUAUGAUUUAGGUUAGUCAUGCCUCUGCAUGUUGUUCAUUAUUAUUGCUCACAUUGAGCAAGUGUAUAUCAAAUUCUAUAUUGAAUGCUACGGAGACUUUGCAUUUCAAGCUCCCGCCAAACACCUCAGCGCUGGCUCUCGAGUGCUCGCCACUCCCUCAAUUACAUAAUUUCAUUUAAGUUGUGUUUAUUUGUAUUGUAAUAUCACCAUUCUUUAUUGUAUACCUUAUUUAAAUAAAGAUGCAAUACGGACAA
Messenger RNA from Tribolium castaneum (red flour beetle), 3502 nucleotides. RefSeq names its product MLF1-adaptor molecule (gene Madm). The record is from RefSeq and is a predicted model, not a curated record. The transcript has 10 exons. Gene Ontology annotation, cellular component: cytoplasm; endomembrane system. Gene Ontology annotation, biological process: protein phosphorylation; intracellular signal transduction. Lineage: Eukaryota; Metazoa; Arthropoda; Insecta; Coleoptera; Tenebrionidae. Gene Ontology annotation, molecular function: ATP binding; protein serine/threonine kinase activity. Bases 502 to 2133 code for a protein of 543 amino acids.